Messenger RNA from Nasonia vitripennis (jewel wasp), 961 nucleotides. RefSeq names its product serine protease 133 (gene SP133). Bases 15 to 809 code for a protein of 264 amino acids. NCBI's taxonomy places the organism in Eukaryota, Metazoa, Arthropoda, Insecta, Hymenoptera, Pteromalidae. Gene Ontology annotation, molecular function: serine-type endopeptidase activity. The transcript has 4 exons. Gene Ontology annotation, biological process: proteolysis. The record is from RefSeq and is marked validated.
CGGACAUCAUCAGGAUGAGUUUGGCAAUCGCAGUCUGUCUGUGCUUCGGCGUUCUGGCCGGUCUGAGCGGAGCAAAGCCCCAGACGCGGAUAAUCGGUGGCGAGACGGUCAACAUCCAGGACUACCCUUACCAGAUCUCGAUGCGAUGGACCUACGGUGUACCGAAACCGAUGCACUUCUGCGGCGGUUCGAUCGUCAGCCGUUACCACAUCGUCACCGCGGCUCACUGCGUCGACAACAAACGCACGCCUGAUAUGCUCAGGUACAUCAAGAUCUACACCGGUACCAGCCGAUCCGACUCUACCGGAGGUACCGGAAAGGCUCACACCGUCAAGAGUGUCCUCGUGCAUCCGGGAUACACUGGUGCCAGCACUACGUACCUCAACGACAUUGCUAUUGUCACGCUGCGCGAGCCGAUCGACUUCAACCAGUACCAGAAGGCGAUAAACUUACCGACCCAGGACGUACAUUACCGACAGGCAUCCAGCGCUGUGGUUACCGGCUGGGGUAGCACGAGAUCAGGUUCCCAGGACACUCCGAUCAAUCUGCAAAAGGCUCCGAUGAGACUGAUGACCAGUACCCAGUGCCAGCGCCAACUACCCUUCAACCUGAGAAACAGCCAGGUCUGCGCCAUCCAAAGACACGGUGUCGGCGUCUGCACCGGUGACAGCGGCGGUCCUCUGGCAGUCAAUGGUGAGCUCGUCGGUGUGGCUUCGUACGUCGUCGAAUGCGGCAAGGGACAUCCCGACGUGUAUACGAAUGUUUAUUCUUACGUCAACUUUAUCAAGAAGGCCAUCGCUUCGCCUUAACGUUGUGUAUAUCUCAGCUAGACUGAUAUUAUGAUAUAUUAUUGCGAAGAUUGUAUAUCAAUAUGAAUUCAUUUCAUAGUGUUUACGUUGUUGCAGAUUAUUAUAUUAUAUUAAUAUAUGAAUAAAAUCUUGAUUUCUGGCAAAUUAUAAAA